Galeopterus variegatus (Sunda flying lemur) is the source of this 807-nucleotide messenger RNA. RefSeq names its product Spi-B transcription factor (Spi-1/PU.1 related) (gene SPIB). Bases 1 to 807 code for a protein of 268 amino acids. The record is from RefSeq and is a predicted model, not a curated record. Gene Ontology annotation, cellular component: nucleus. Gene Ontology annotation, biological process: cell differentiation; regulation of transcription by RNA polymerase II. Gene Ontology annotation, molecular function: DNA-binding transcription factor activity, RNA polymerase II-specific; sequence-specific DNA binding. The transcript has 7 exons. Lineage: Eukaryota; Metazoa; Chordata; Mammalia; Dermoptera; Cynocephalidae.
AUGCUCACUCUGGAGGCUGCACAGCUCGACGGGCCAUACUUCAGCUGUCUGUAUCCAGAUGGCGUCUUCUUCGACCUGGACAGCUGUAAGCACUCCAGCUACCCCAACUCAGAGGGGGCUCCUGACUCCCUGUGGGAUUAUCCCUGUGGGAGUCUCCCUGUGGAUCUGGCACCUGUCCCAACUGCCCCCUAUGAAGCUUUCGACCCAGCCGCAGCCACCUUUGGCCACCCCCAGGCUGUGCAGCUCUGCUAUGGACCCUCAACCUACAGCCCUGCAGGGAGCCUCAACCCAGCCCCCAGCCUGGAGGCCCCAGGGCCCGGCCUCCCAGCGUAUCCCACAGAGGACUUCACCAGCCAGACUCUGGGCCCUCCAGCAUAUGCCCCAUACUCCAGCCCUGUGCUGUCGGAGGAGGAAGAUUUACUGCUGGACAGUCCCGCCCUGGAGGUCUCAGACAGCGAGUCAGAUGAGGCCCUCGUGACUGGCCCUGAGGGGAGGGGAUCUGAGGCAGGGGCCCGCAAGAAGCUGCGCCUGUACCAGUUCCUGCUGGGGCUGCUGACGCGCGGUGACAUGCGCGAGUGCGUGUGGUGGGUGGAGCCGGGGGCCGGCGUCUUCCAGUUCUCCUCCAAGCACAAGGAGCUCCUCGCGCGCCGCUGGGGCCAGCAGAAGGGCAACCGCAAGCGCAUGACCUACCAGAAGCUGGCGCGUGCUCUGCGCAACUACGCCAAGACCGGCGAGAUCCGCAAGGUCAAGCGCAAGCUCACCUACCAGUUCGACAGCGCGCUGUUGCUCGCCGCUCGCCGGGCUUGA